Molecule: messenger RNA, 507 nt
Organism: Python bivittatus (Burmese python)
Lineage: Eukaryota; Metazoa; Chordata; Lepidosauria; Squamata; Pythonidae
Product: gastrin/cholecystokinin-like peptide
Cellular component (GO): extracellular region
Molecular function (GO): hormone activity
Source: RefSeq, a predicted model, not a curated record
GAAGCAGAAUUCCUGUUGCAAGUGAAGCACGACUUGGACAGAAAGCUCCUACAGAUAUGCAUGCCAAGAUGUUUGCUGGCCUGUUACUGACCAUCCUUCUCAGCAUCAGCUUCUUAAGAUCUGAAUCUCAAGCAAAGGUUGUUCCAGGGCCGGGCAGGAUGCAGAGAAGUGUGGGACUUGUCCGGCGGGACUGGCCAACGCAGCUAUCUCAGGACCAGAAGCAUUUGAUCUCCCAGUUCUUGCCUCACCUCUAUGCCUCUGAACUUGCUGCUUUGGCGGAUAAUCUAAAUGAGGCCGAUACUCACUUUCCGAACUGGAUGGAUUUUGGACGACGAAGCUCUGAAGAUCAGGAUGGAGAUGCCAAAGUUAUCCUGAGACAGGAGUAAUUUGAGCCCCAGACAAACACAUGGUGGAUAGAGGCAGAAGCACAAAUUCCAAAUGGUUAUUUGAUCAUCAUUUUGUCCAUUUCCAGAUUAGGUUUUCGUGCCUAUUUGUACCAAUAAAAAA